GUGCUCUUUCUCUCUCUCUCUCUCGACACUUUACCACCAGCCGAUGGCCUCGCAAUGCUCUCGCCGGCCUGAAGAUCUCAAGAAAAUGACCUGAACAUGUUGCUUUGUGGAGAUCUUCAGCCGCGGAUCGACAAUCCUGGGGGUUCAGCUGCUGCAGUCUCGGAGAUUUUCUCAGGGUGACCAUAAAGUCAUGAGAUCUUCGUCCUCGCGAUUAUCGAGCUUUUCCUCGAAAGAUUCGCUAUGGAACCGGAUGCCGGAUCAGAUCUCAGUGUCCGAGUUCCUGUCGGAGACCACGGAGGAUUACAACUCCCCCACGACGUCCAGCUUCACGACCCGCCUGCAGAGCUGCCGGAACACAGUCAACGUCCUGGAGGAGGCUUUGGAUCAGGACCGGACAGCACUGCAGAAGGUGAAGAAGUCUGUCAAAGCCAUCUACAGUUCAGGCCAAGACCACGUGCAAAAUGAAGAGAACUACGCACAGGCGCUCGACAAGUUUGGCAGCAAUUUCAUCAGCCGGGACAACCCUGACCUCGGCACGGCCUUCGUGAAGUUCUCCACUCUCACCAAGGAGCUAUCGGCACUCCUCAAGAACCUGCUCCAGAGUCUCAGCCACAAUGUGAUCUUCACCCUGGACUCACUGCUCAAGGGUGACCUGAAAGGAGUGAAAGGGGAUUUGAAAAAACCAUUUGACAAGGCUUGGAAAGAUUAUGAAGCAAAGUUCACUAAGAUUGAAAAGGAGAAGAGAGAGCACGCCAAGCAGCAUGGCAUGAUCCGCACGGAGAUUACCGGCGCCGAGAUCGCCGAGGAGAUGGAGAAGGAGCGCCGACUCUUUCAGCUGCAGAUGUGCGAGUAUCUGAUCAAAGUGAAUGAGAUCAAGACCAAGAAGGGGGUGGACCUUCUCCAGAACCUGAUAAAAUAUUAUCACGCACAAUGCAACUUUUUCCAGGAUGGUUUGAAAACUGCAGACAAGCUGAAGCAGUAUAUUGAGAAGCUUGCCGCUGAUCUUUAUAAUAUAAAGCAGACGCAGGAUGAAGAGAAGAAGCAGCUAACUGCCUUGCGGGAUCUCAUCAAGUCCUCUCUGCAGCUGGACCAGAAGGAGUCUAGGAGAGACUCCCAGAGCAAACAGGGGGGUUACAGCAUGCACCAGCUGCAGGGGAACAAGGAGUAUGGCAGUGAAAAGAAGGGUUAUCUGCUGAAGAAGAGUGACGGGCUACGGAAGGUCUGGCAGCGGAGGAAGUGUUCGGUGAAGGGCGGCAUUCUCACCAUCUCUCACGCCACGUCCAACAGGCAGCCGGUGCGACUGAACCUACUCACUUGCCAGGUCAAACCGAGCGGGGAGGACAAGAAAUGCUUCGACCUCAUUUCCCACAACCGGACAUACCACUUCCAGGCAGAAGAUGAGCAGGAGUUUGUGAUAUGGAUCUCAGUUUUGACCAACAGUAAGGAGGAGGCCCUGAACACGGCCUUCCGUGGGGAGCAGAGUGCUGGCGAGGACGGCCUGGAGGACCUGACGAAAGCUAUCAUCGAGGAUGUGCUGCGCAUGCCUGGAAACGAGGUCUGCUGCGACUGUGGGGCUGUGGACCCCAAGUGGCUGUCGACGAACCUGGGCAUCCUGACAUGCAUCGAGUGCUCGGGGAUCCACCGAGAGAUGGGUGUGCACGUGUCGCGCAUCCAGUCCAUGGAGCUGGACAAGCUGGGAACUUCAGAGCUCUUGCUGGCCAAGAAUGUAGGAAAUAGCAGUUUUAAUGAAAUCCUGGAGGGCAAUCUUCCGUGUCCCUUGCCGAAGCCCACUCCGUCAAGCGACAUGACUGUGCGGAAGGAGUUCAUCAACGCCAAGUACGUGGACCAUAAAUUUGUACGCAAGACAUGCACGUCGGCAGCCGACAAAAUGAGCGAGCUGCACGAAGCGGUACGAUCCCGUGACUUGCUCGCGCUCAUCCAGGUGUAUGCCGAGGGGGUGGAGCUCAUGGAGCCGCUUCCGGAGGCAGGCCAGGAGCCGGGAGAAACCGCGCUCCACUUCUCGGUGCGCACAGCGGACCAUACCUCGCUGCACCUGGUCGACUUCCUCGUUCAGAACAGUGGCAACCUGGACAAGCAGACGGACAGGGGCAACACAGCGCUGCACUACUGCUGCCUCUACGAGAAGCCUGAGUGUCUGAAGCUACUGCUGCGGGGAAAACCAGCCACGGACAUUGCCAACCAGAGUGGCGAGACAGCGCUGGACGUGGCACGGAGGCUGAAGAACACCCAGUGUGAGGAAGCGCUGGUGCAAGCAUCAGCUGGGAAGUUCAACCCCCACGUGCAUGUUGAGUACGAGUGGAACCUGCGUCUGGAGGAGAUUGACGAGAGCGAUGAUGAUCUGGAUGACAAGCCCAGCCCCAUUAAGAAGGAGCGCUCACCCCGUCCGCAGAGCUUCUGCCACUCGUCCAGCCUGUCCACCCAGGACAAGCUGUCCCUGCCUGCCUUUACGAGCCACCGUGACAAGCAGCGCCUCUCCUAUGGUGCCUUCACCAACCAGGUGUACAGCGCCUCCACCGACUCGCCGACCUCGCCCAUCCUGGACGCCCCUCCGCUGCCACCCAGAAACGCUGGCAAAGCUCCCUCUGCCGGCCAUCCCACUUCCCUCCCCCUGGGCUCACAGCCCACCGGUGGGGGCAGUUCUACUCUGUCCAAGAAGAGGCCUCCGCCCCCUCCCCCUGGCCACAAGCGCACCCUCUCCGACCCGCCCAGCCCUCUACCUCACGGCCCACAGACUAAAGGUGGGAUUCCUUGGGGAAAUGACUCUGCUCCAACACCUGCCAGUAGGACACCUCCAACAAACAAAUUUGAGGGCAUUCCACAGCAGCAGAGUACUACUACCAGCAACACUAAGUCUACGCUGGGACCAAGGGUUCUUCCCAGACUACCUCAGAAAGUGGAACUACGGAAAAUUGAAACCAUCCACCACCCCUCAGUUGACAAGCCUAGCCAGCCACCUGAGGUGUUCCAGAAGCCUCCUCCAGCUGCCGAGACACCGCAAAAAGCCCCACCGCCUGACAAGCCCCAGCUGAGCGAUCUGCCACCCAAACCCCAGAUCUCUGACCUCCCCCCAAAGCCCCAGCUGGCUGACCUGCCUCCCAAACCGCAGUUGGCUGAGUUGCCCCCAAAACCCCAGAUCAAAAACCUUCCCCCAAAACCUCAGCUGGCAGACAUGCUGGCCAAGCCCCCCGUCUCUGACGCGGCCCAGAAACCCCCCGCGUCCGAGCCAGCUCAGAAGCCCCUGUUGGCAGAACCGGUGCUCAAACCGCAGCCUGCUGAUGGUCCAGCCUCCAACCAGCAGGGGGAGCCAGUGCCCAAACAAGCCAGCGAGGAUACCAAUGGCACGCCAGCCAGUGCCACUGAGAUGCCUGUUCCACUGCCCAGGAAGAUAAACACGGGGAAGAGCAAAGCACGGCGGGUCAAGACAAUAUAUGACUGCCAGGCGGACAAUGAUGAUGAGCUCACCUUCUCGGAGGGGGAGGUCAUCAUCGUCACAGGGGAGGAGGAUCAGGAUUGGUGGAUUGGGCACAUUGAAGGUCAGCCCGAGAGGAAGGGUGUCUUCCCCAUGUCUUUUGUGCACGUUCUUUCUGACUGAUGACGGGGGGGCCGAGGUUCCUGGUCCCUCCCCCACCCUGCAACCCCACCCCCCAAGCACAAGAUCCACCCCUUUCUUCCACUCGCGAGGCUGCAGGCGUCGCUCCUGUAAAUAGCUGCUGUCACAUCUAGAGAUUAAACGGAACGAAGGAAGAAUCUUGCACAGGCUCACCUCACCAAAGGUGUGAAGUACAUUGUGUAUUGUAAAUAAAUCGUGUUAUCCUGCCUUUACCAGUAUUAUCAAGCCUUGGAACUUGGCAUGCCUUACUGGGUUUGCUGUAGCCAUCGUUGAAAUCUAGCACUUACUUUGUAUGUCUGUGACUACAUAUAUGUAUGUAUGUAUGUAUAUAUGUAGGUACAUGUAAAUGUAUAAUGUAUCUACCUACAUAUACCCAUGUGUGCGCACACAUACAUGCGUAUAUGUGUGUAAGGGUUUAUGUACAUACAUAUACAUGUGGGCGCACAUACUUACCCUGCCUGCAAAUGGAACUUAGGCAGUUUUAUUCUAAUUCUCUCCAUAUUAGCUUGACUGUUUUAAUAACAAUAUCAUCUCAUAUUUUCUUGUGAACAACAAAGGACCGGAAAAGGCAGUAACAUGAAGGAGUGAUCGGUCUGUGCACCUUCAUUUCUGUCCUCGAGGGCCAUGCUGGAUUGGGGCAAUGAAGGAAAUGUUCAGAGAGUUGUUAAAUGUUGCAGAGGUCAGUGGAAAAAGUGUCAAGAGGAUGAAAUAUGUAUUCAUUAAACUAGUCAGCGUGUGCAUGUACGUGACCUUUGGUGACUCUUGAGCUUCUGUUGAGCUUAAGAAAGAGUCUGGCAGCUGGGAUCUCUGUUGUGUGGAAAUUGCACUCUGAAACCACUGUUUCCCUCCGCACUCUGCCAGAUGCGUAGUAGAACCGCCCCUUCCAUACAAGCCUGCUUCCCAAGGCGGUAGCUGACCUGCUGCAUUACACGUCCCGUUCCUCCCGUCCAGCUUUCCAGGAGUUUAGUAGCAGGUCGAGAGCAGAAAUGGUGCUGCCUGGCUCUUGCCGUUUUGCUUUUGUGAGUUCUAGCCUGAUGUAUUAGACGAAGGCUUCGGGAUCAGUGCGCCGGCAGCCGGCGUCCCCCCACCGCCCCCGGACCGGGUGAGUGACGCCCCCUUUCUCCGGUGAGACCAUCCGACUGCCCACGUACCAGUUUCACGGCCAGCUUGUUACACACGCACACUGAUGGUAGAUUUUACCAGCACUCCUACUUAAGGUCAGGGCCAUUUCAGUCUCAUAGAUAUUGUAAUAUGUGUGUUUUUUCCUCCAUGCUUUUCUUAAAGUGAAAUUUAACCAUGACAAAGGUAUUAAGAGGAGCCUUAAUCACACAGCACCUUGGGAGUCUUUUCAUUUAACUGCGCAAAGGAGUACUAAAGGAUGAGCAAGAUGAUGUAUUAGCAAGACAUAUUACUUUGUGAAUGCUUUUGUGUUAUUUUUCAUGUUCAUGCUCUGUGGUAUUUUAAUGCUUAAACUUAUUUCUGCAUAGUCAUACAGUUUAUAGAAAUAGUGUAUACCGUAUAUACAUACAUAUACCCAGUGUUUAUGACUAUGUAUAUACAGCCAUGUAUACCUGCAUAAAUUUGAAAGUGAAUGAUAAUUCACUUUUCUGAGUAUUAAAAUGAACAUAUUUGUAUGUAGGGUGUGAUUUGUCUAGUAGUUGUAACAUCUUGCACAUUAUACCUCCAAGCAUUAUUUGUGCAAGAAUUAUUGUGAUAUUCUAUAACAGAGGGGGGAAAAAAAAGAUACCACUCAGUACUUGACAAGUUAUUCUCCAGUUUUGCAGUUUUUUUGUGUAUGUGUAAGCCUGGCCUGCAUAAAUAGUUAGGAAUAGUGACAAAAGCAAUGGAGUGCGAUUGUUGUUUAAUGAAUAUUUAUUUCAUCCAGGAUUUACAAGCGAGGCAGUCAAAGGCAGGGAUGUCAGGAGAGCGCUGGGGUAAUAAUACACUUGCCUGUUGAAUCUGUUUCAUGUAAACUUGUUACAAAGGAAAAAUGUCAUUACCUUCUUAAUGGCUCUGGAUAUGCUUUUAAAUGGCAUUGCAGUUUUUAUUUUUUACAUGUUUAAUUGUGAAAGAACUGGACUUAGAUGUAAAACAGAUUUUGUUUAACUAUCAUCUGCUCAUUUCCAAUAGCUCUGAAUAGGAUUGUCAGGAAGGAAUUUCAUCCCUUUAUUCCGUACAGUCAAUUAAUAAAGGUUUUAUGUUGUAAAAUGGAA
Molecule: messenger RNA, 5844 nt
Organism: Scleropages formosus (Asian bonytongue)
Lineage: Eukaryota; Metazoa; Chordata; Actinopteri; Osteoglossiformes; Osteoglossidae
Gene: asap1a
Product: ArfGAP with SH3 domain, ankyrin repeat and PH domain 1a
Exons: 31
Coding region: 191-3613 (1140 amino acids)
Biological process (GO): positive regulation of GTPase activity
Cellular component (GO): cytoplasm
Molecular function (GO): GTPase activator activity; protein binding
Source: RefSeq, a predicted model, not a curated record